This is a messenger RNA of Macrosiphum euphorbiae (potato aphid), 279 nucleotides long. The record is from the annotation of a GenBank genome assembly. NCBI's taxonomy places the organism in Eukaryota, Metazoa, Arthropoda, Insecta, Hemiptera, Aphididae.
AUGAAAACAAUUUUGAAGAAAUGUCUCAAAAUUGUAGGGUUUUUUAAGCGAAGUGAGGUAGGGAAUAGGGUAUUAAUCGACAAACAAAAACAGCUGGGUAUUACUCAAAUAUUAAAAGUGAAACAAGAUGUCCGCACACGCUGGAAUAGCACCUUGUUCAUGUUGGAAAGACUUGUUAAACUCAAAGAACCUCUGACAAUUGCCAUUAUUUCUUUAAUCGAAGCUCCAGUUAACCUGGACCAUGAUGAAUGGAAGGUUGUUGAAGAUAUAAUACCCUAG